GCGUGUUCUAGCGUGUCUCCCCCUAGGUGGUACUACGCGUAACGAUCUGUCCACCUGCUCAGCAGAAACUUAAUCUUCAACACAGAGAGUGCAAAUAAUAUUUAAAACCAAAACAAGACACUAUUUAAGGAAGCUUGACUCUGCUCCUCACACAGCUUAGACAGACAACAUCCGGAGGCAGGAUCCAAUUAAACACGCAGCCCCUGGACCAGUUGAUGGGUGAUCUCAUGCUCCCAAGUUUGGCCAGGUCUCGGAGAUCCUGCUGAUCAUUUCAUGAAGCUCUUUCAGGAUUUCUUCAAAGCCAGAUUUAGUCCCGCACAAGGGCUGGUAAGCGAUCAACCCAGUACUUUGAAAUGCUUUAAUGAAGCAUCAGGUCUCUUAACUUGCAUUUCAUUUACCUUUAUCUGGCAGAGGAAUUUCUCCAAAGGGACAUUCGGAAGAAGCGCAUCUCCGCUAUGUCGCUAACAAGUUAAGAAAUGUGCUGCUUGUUUGGCCGGAUUAUGUCAGAAUGUUUGGGUCGUCUUUGUCAGAUCUCAGUACGUGUUUUGCAGACUGUUUCCACAUAGAAAAUAAACAUUACACAGUAGGUGAUUUCUCUCAUCAGUCAGACUGGGAAAAAGUGGGUUCUGCGAUUCUGAUUUGUAGCAAAAACGGAAAAUGGCUCAUUCCAGUAUAAUAUCAUCCAGUUAGGAAGUGAAGGUUGACAGAUACUAGUGUGAUGUCUCCCUCUAUUGGCAGUGAAUUCUAAUACAUCCAUUCAUUCAUCUUCCAUAUCCACUUUGACAAUGAGCCCGGAGGCUUACCCCCAGGAAGCACAAUGUCUUAUAGAUUCACAGCAUAUUUCAGUCUCCCAUGUUCAGCAAACGCCCUUGGGAGGAACAGGGCAAAUACCUUUGAUGGGACAUCAGCCCCUAUCAAGCCUCUAAUUCAGGACAGCUGACCUACUGUGCCAUUUCUACUAGAGAAACAGAUAAAGCGAAGUAAUGAAAUGGGACAACGCAAAUAGCUGCAGAAGCGAUCCUAAAUGUGGCACUGCUCAUAGGACAGGGGAGAUCACUGGGAAGAAUGUGUCAUAUACGUCGCGAGUCAUUAGUGACAAUGGAAAUUAUUCUGAGGACCAAAGAGGAAGAGUGCAGGCGGGUGUCAGCUGACGCCAGAGAGGGGGGGCAUCCCUUCAUUUAAAGGCGGGGGGGUCGGGCAUGGGGCAGAAGGCAGCUGGGGACCGCGGGCAGGAUGUCUGUGUGUCCGGAGCUCAGCUUCAACGCCCAGCACGGCUACCUGGAGGGGCUGGUUCGCGGCUUCCGAACGGGCAUCUUGAGGCGGGAAGACUACGCCAGCCUGGCACAGUGCGAGACUCUGGAGGAUCUGAAGGUGCACCUCCAGACCACAGACUACGGGAAGUUUCUGGCUGACGAGAGCGAGGAUCUGACGGUGUCGGUGAUCGACACCCGGAUGAAGGAGAAGCUGCAGGCGGAGUUCAGCUACCUGCGCUGCCACGCUGUGCGCCCACUCUCCACCUUCCUGGACUACAUCACCUACAGCUACAUGAUCGACAAUGUGAUCCUGCUUCUCACCGGGACCCUGCGGCAGCGGCCUGUGUCCGAGCUGUUGCCACGGUGCCACCCCUUGGGCAGGUUUGACCAGAUGGGGGCGGUCGGCAUUGCCCAGAGCCCUGCGGAGCUGUACAAUGCCAUCCUGGUGGACACACCCCUGGCUGAGUUUUUCCAGGACUCACUGUCCGAAAUGGACCUGGAUGAAAUGAAUGCUGAGAUCUUGAGGAACAAAUUGUACAAGUUCGAGGCCGACCGCCGUGCCUUCAUCAUCACCGUGAAUUCCUUCGGCACGGACCUGACUCGGGACCAGAGGAGCCAGCUGUUUCCCAGCUGUGGCAGGCUGCACCCAGAGGGGCUCCACCUGCUGUCUGAAGCUGAGGACAGCGAGCAGGUCAAAGCGGUGGCGGAUUGUUACUCCGAAUACAAGCUGAUCUUUGAAGGGUCAAUGCAGGGAUCCGGCGACAAAACACUGGAGGACAGAUUCUUUGAACACGAGGUGAAACUUAACACUCUGGCUUUCCUGGACCAGUUCCACUUCGGGGUCUUCUACGCCUACGUGAAACUGAAAGAGCAGGAGAGCAGGAACAUCAUGUGGAUCGCGGAGUGCAUCGCACAGCGGCACCGAUCCAAGAUAGAGAAUUACAUCCCCAUUUUCUAAGGGGGGGGGGGCUACAGUGCAAAACAAAAACAACAUCAGAUGAGUUCUUUGUUCAAUCAGAGAGUGGCAUGAGGACAGUCAAGGGUGUUUUUGUUCGAAGCUGAUUCUCCUGAUGGUAAUCUGAAUGGAAUCAGUUCAGUUAUUCUGGGAAUGUUAAUGAGAGCAUUCAAGGGACACUUUCAUGACCAAAACAUUUAUCAGUAUUUGUGAAAAAGAAAUUAGAUUAGUCCUUUAAGUUCUACUCUGACACCACAGCAGUUGCUGAAUUUUAUAUUAUAUAUAUAUAUAUAUAUAAACAAAAUUCCCCCCCGUGAUUAUAUGUAUGAUUCCAUUAAAAUCGUAAUAUGUCUAUAAUUCACAGAAAGUUCAUACAAUUAAGUAAUCUAAUAGAAAGUGGUGUCAACCACGUUCUGUUAGACUGAGGUCUGAUUUUUGGAAAUAGCUGUAAACAUUGCUGGAAAAACCCUGUUCUAAAUAUUGCUGGCAAACUCAGUUCUACCUCAAAAACACAUAUACCAACACAAAACUAAAAGUUCAGUUAUUUACUGAACCGUCCGGCAUUUGGCAAUAAUUUGUAGCAAUAAAUAAAAAUAUACAUUUAUUGUGAUGUAUAAAAACAUUUAUACAGUUUUGCAAGUGAAGAAGCAGCCUGAAAACAGGAUUUUCUGUAGGAAUGCUGUGCUUGGUCGACCUAACGGCUUCAAAGAAUAAUAAAAAUGCUAUUUUGCCGAAGACAUUACCCAAAAACUCAGAAAGAACAUCGGGAAACAUUAAAUGAUUAAACUUGAA
Molecule: messenger RNA, 3000 nt
Organism: Brienomyrus brachyistius
Lineage: Eukaryota; Metazoa; Chordata; Actinopteri; Osteoglossiformes; Mormyridae
Product: V-type proton ATPase subunit d 2-like
Exons: 7
Coding region: 1234-2211 (325 amino acids)
Biological process (GO): proton transmembrane transport; vacuolar transport; vacuolar acidification
Cellular component (GO): lysosomal membrane; plasma membrane proton-transporting V-type ATPase complex; early endosome
Molecular function (GO): proton-transporting ATPase activity, rotational mechanism
Source: RefSeq, a predicted model, not a curated record